AUGGCCUCUCCAUUGAUACUUCUCCCGGGUGACGAUGUCCCUUCGGAACAUCUCCCCUCCAACGAUUCGGCGCCGCUGAGACUGGGCCCCGGUCUUCGCCUGCUUUCGCAACCAUCCACAUCGCCCGCGCCCACCGACGCAUCAACGCAUGUUCUCUCCGCGACCCAGGCCGGAAUCCUUUCCACAGAUCCCCGACGGAACGCAGUCUCUAUCCUCUCGUUCCCCAAUCGCCGCUACACCCCGACUACGAAUGACCUAGUAAUUGCGCAAAUCCACCACUCCAGCCCGGACUAUUUCCACUGCAUGAUCACGCCCCAGACCCCGCAGGCAGUGCUGGGACAGCUAUCGUUUGAAGGAGCCACAAAGAAAACGCGACCGAUGCUGAAACAGGGAGAUUUAGUUUAUGCGCGUGUAUUGUCAACGGGUCUGGGUGCCGGAGCUGAAGUCGAACUCACUUGCGUCAACCCUGCUACUGGAAAGGCCGAACCCGGGGGUCUGGGCCCGUUGACCGGCGGAAUGGUCUUCGAUCUCUCCGUUGGUAUGGCGGCUCGAUUGAUGCGAGCCAGUUCGUCUACGUCAGAUAACGAAGAUGGUGUUGAAGGGUUGGUGGUGCUGGACGAACUGGGCAAGAAGCUGGAGAAAAUCGGCGGCUUCGAGAUCGCAGUCGGGCGGAAUGGCAAGGUGUGGGUGGACUGUGCAAAUGGAGGAGAGUCGGCUGUCAAGGCGACGGUGGCCAUCGGACGGUGCCUCGACGCGAUUGACGCACAGAAUCUGCAACCAGCAGAGCAGAGGAAGUUGGUUUCGAGGCUAUUGCGAGAAAUGAAGGUCGAUACUUGA
Molecule: messenger RNA, 837 nt
Organism: Aspergillus melleus
Lineage: Eukaryota; Fungi; Ascomycota; Eurotiomycetes; Eurotiales; Aspergillaceae
Gene: RRP40
Product: exosome non-catalytic core subunit RRP40
Exons: 1
Coding region: 1-837 (278 amino acids)
Biological process (GO): exonucleolytic trimming to generate mature 3'-end of 5.8S rRNA from tricistronic rRNA transcript (SSU-rRNA, 5.8S rRNA, LSU-rRNA); CUT catabolic process; nuclear polyadenylation-dependent rRNA catabolic process
Cellular component (GO): nuclear exosome (RNase complex); cytoplasmic exosome (RNase complex)
Molecular function (GO): RNA binding
Source: RefSeq, a predicted model, not a curated record